Biomphalaria glabrata is the source of this 1452-nucleotide messenger RNA. RefSeq names its product beta-1,3-galactosyltransferase 1-like. The transcript is spliced from 8 exons. The coding region runs from base 290 to 1450 and encodes 386 amino acids. Gene Ontology annotation, cellular component: membrane. Gene Ontology annotation, molecular function: hexosyltransferase activity. The record is from RefSeq and is a predicted model, not a curated record. NCBI's taxonomy places the organism in Eukaryota, Metazoa, Mollusca, Gastropoda, Planorbidae.
UUUCCGUAAUUCAAUGUUUACAUUGCUUCAUAAAAAACAACUUAGUUAUUAGCAUCACUCGUGAUACAGCCAGUGCAUACAGCAACAAAUAAGAUUAGCUUUGUAGAUUUAUAUAUGUUCAAGAUGUUAUAAUAAUGUCUAAAUCUAAAUACAAGAAAAUACUAGUCUAGAUUAUAGAAAGAUCUAGAUUUGUAGAUCUAUGUUAAAUGUUAGUAUGUUUAAUGGGCUAUCACAAAAACAACUGUCUACUAUUGUCUGAUGCUCCACGGCUAUAAAGACCACUGUAUGCAUGCAUGGAGUAAUAACACAAAUGACCAUUAGGUGCUCGAAGAAGUCUUUACGAAGGAUACUGAAACUGCUUUUGUUUCUGAUAGAUGUUUUGUUUAUUCCCGGACUAUCUUUGGCUGUAUUUGUAUAUUUUCUAGGAGAUAUCCAGCAACUAUUUCAUAUAAAUGUGCCCCACAAGAAGCACACAUCCGGGCAAUCAGUCAACUCCUGGAACUGGAGAGUCGAAAGCUACAGCGACUUCGUCUAUCAUCGCGUCAGCGAUUACGUCACUGAUGACAUCACGAACUUUCUUAUCGCUGCUGCGCCGUGUCACCCACCGGAUAAGCCAGGCAUGAUCUACAAUGGGACAGCUAAUGUGGACUAUGAUGGCCUCUUUCUGAUCAGUACUUCUGCUUCGAAUCUAGAAAACAGACGAAUAUUGAGGCAUCUGUACAAUCGUUAUGACAAUACCAAACCGUACAGGAUCAGGGCUGUGUUUCUUGUUGGUCGGUCCUCGGAUCUGAUUGUGCAGGCCAACAUUGAGAGAGAAGACUAUCAGUUCCGAGAUAUUAUACAGGGGAACUUCACAGACCACUACGCCAACCUGACCUACAAGACCAUCAUGGGCUACCGCUGGGCGAGGCUGUACUGCAGAAAGGUCAAGGUCAUGCUCAAAAUGGACGAUGACGUCUAUCUGGACGUCUUUAAGUUUUUCGAUUACUUUCUACCCAUAAUUCCUCGCAGACGGCGGACUAUCUACGGCUUCCUCAAUUUUCAGCCCAAGGUAUUCCGGGAAGGUAAAUACAAAGUAGACAAGGGAGAGUACGCAAAGAACACAUACCCAGACUUCACCAGCGGCUUUUUCAUUGUGCCCACUCUGGACAUUCUUGACGAACUGUACCAAGUGUCCAAGAUAAUUAGGUUUGUCCACUUGGAAGACGUCUUCACCUACGGUCUGGUGCGUGAAGCCAUGAUCGAUGUCCAGCUGGUACACCUGGAUACAAUCACCUACGAAUGGAAAGUCUACAAAGACUGUGUCAAUGAUUAUAAAUACAGGUGUAAGUAUAUGGCUGUAGAGUCCCCACUCAGCGAGCUGCUGUCUUGUUACGACCAGGUCAUGACAUUCAGACGCCAACUCGGUUUGCCUGGAGGUGCGGAUAAAGAAACACAGCUUCGACACUGAUG